Molecule: messenger RNA, 1737 nt
Organism: Emiliania huxleyi CCMP1516
Lineage: Eukaryota; Haptophyta; Isochrysidales; Noelaerhabdaceae
Exons: 1
Coding region: 1-1737 (578 amino acids)
Source: RefSeq, a predicted model, not a curated record
AUGGCGCCCGCGAAUUUCGUGCUGCUCCCGCGCGACCUGCCUUGGGAGCGUGCGUACGACCGCGAGGACGCGAACGCGCCGCAGAUCGCCAAGCUGCGCCUCACGCUCCCUGCCGACUACCCCGCCGGGACCGUCCUCAAGCUGCCCAUGCCGUGUGCGUGCAGCGAGCACACGUCCCGCUUCACUAAGAUCAAAGCGGGGACCUCAGUGAUCAUCAAGUGGGACCUCGGCAUCUGCGGCCUCGCAGCGCCACCAGGUGCGGACGGGGCGGCGGCGGGGGGCGCAGAGGUGGCGGAGGCGACAGAAGCAGCACCGCCGCCGCCGGCCGGGCUGGAGAAGGGUGCGGAGUUGGCAGUGGCGGAGCCGGCGGAUGCGACGGCGCCAGGUCCGGGGACAGAAUCGCAGCUCAACUCCGAGCUCAGCAGCAGCGAGCUGAUCAGGAGCGAGCGGAGCAAGACGGGCUUCAAGUGCGUGAGCAAAACGAGUAGCGGUGCCACGCCCUACAGUGUCCAAGUGUCCCGCAAGGGCAAGACCGUCAUUCUCGGCAGCUACGCCACCGCGGAGGAGGGGGCGCGGGCCUACGCGGCGACGCCGGAGGGCAUUGCUGACCUGGCGGCAAGGGAUGCGCCGCCACCGCCGCCACAGCCGCAGCUCCCCUCCAACUCCGAGCUCAGCAGCAGCGAGCUAAUCAGGAGCGAGCGGAGCAGCACGGGCUUCAAGGGCGUGAGCAAAGUGGGCAGCGGUGCCACGCCCUACCGAGUCUCGGUGCAGCGCGGAGGCACCACCGUCACUCUCGGCUACUACUCCACCGCAGAGGAGGCGGCGCGAGUCUACGCUGCCACGCCGGAGGGCAUCGCCGACCUGGCGGCAAGGAACGCUCCGCCGACGCCUCGCCCCGCCAAGCGCGCCGCGCCACUCCCUGCCGCCGCGCCGCCAGUGCUCUUUGAUGGCGUCGAGCUCAUCACCAGCGAGCGGAGCAACUCGGGCUUCAAGUGCGUGAGCAAGCUGAACAACGGUGCCACGCCCUACUAUGUCCAAGUUUGGCGCAAGGGCACAACCGUCACUCUCGGCCGCUACGCCACUGCGGAGGAGGCGGCCCUCCGCUACGCGCGCUCGGUAGAGGGCAAGGCUGAGCUGGCGGCCAGGUCUGCAGCCAGAUCAGCGCCGCAGGCCAGCACCGCGCCCCGCAAGCGGCAGAAGGUCGAGACCGGCGCGGGCGGCGCCGCCACUUCCGCCUCAGCUGCCACCUCCCACUCCGCCGCCGCCUCCUCCACCGCCGCCGCCUCUGCGGCCGAGUUCGAGGUGGACCGCAUCCUCUCGGAGCGGCGCCGGCCGAGCGGCGGCGUCGAGUACCUCGUCGCGUGGAAGGGUUGCUAUGCCCCCUCCUGGGAGCCCGCCUCCAACUUGGCGGACGAGGACGGCGCGGUGUGCGCGGCGCUGCUGGCGUGGUGUGCGUCGCGCGUUGCGCCGCGCCAGGGCGGCCCGGCGACCGAGCUUCCGCCCCUCGGCAUGCCGGCGGCAGAGCCCCUCCCGCCCCUCGGGAUGCCGGCGGUGGUGCAGGCUCUCGAGGGGGUCGGGCUGGGCCGGUACGCGGCGGCGUUCGAGGAGCAGGGCUAUGAUGACCUCCGCUACUUGCGGACGAUGGACGCGGCGGAGCGCGCCACGGUGGCGGAGAGCGUGGGCAUGAAGCAAGGCCACGCCGACAAGUUUGUCAAGUUCGCGUUUGAGCCGGCGUAG